CCAUGGGCAGGUGAGGAAGGGUGACAGAAGGGGAAGUGCCUGUGUUGGCGGCAAAGGUCUGCAGUCUGCGGCGAGAGGAGGGAGGGACCGGAAGAAUUAAGGAUGUCAGCGUCAUCAGCGCGGGUGCUGUUCCCCUCGUUCUUCACGUUCGCAUGCUUUGCGGUUUUUCUGUGGCCCCUGGUGCAGACCAUGUGAGAUAUGGACACACGCUCGAUGGAAACAGACAGCACGAUCCACCUCGUCUGUACGUUCGUCUGUUCGUCUGUCCGUCUGUGUGAGUUCAGCUACCUCACCACUGACGUCAACUUCAGAUACUGGGUGGGCUACUGGAUGCUUAUCUGCCUGGCCCUGCCCGUCCUGUACCUCGCCACCUACGUCAUGCACCUCGUCCGCACCCGGCCGUCGCGGUCGCUCAUCCUGGCGAGUUUCAUUGCAAGUUCCUGCCUCUUCAGUAAGCGAAUGCACUUCUGAUGGAUGGAUGGAUGGAUGUGUGUGUGGUGUAGUUGUGUUGGGUGUGGCGCUUCUCCUGUACUCUAGUGGACUGGGCGACCAGCUGCUGUCCACCGACUGCGCCACGUGGAAGCGCACUCGGCCCCUCGAGCAGACCUACCAGGAUGCCAGGGAGCUGUACGCCUGCUGCCUCUCCGAGCAUGGCGACAACUCACUCAGCCAAUACUGCCCCGCACCCGCAACCGCAACCGCAACCUCACCCACAGCCAAUGGCACAUCCAGCAGUAAUGGGCGGCAGGACAUCCUGGUGACAGAGUGCGAUAGAUAUGAGGACCUCUACAACGACCACAAAGGUGAUCUGGCCUACCUGGCGUACCUGGAGACCUCCUACUACUGCAGCGGCUUCUGCACUGUGGCCGAGCGGCCGCUCUUCACCCGCACCCUCCAAGGCAACGACGCGUGUGCCGAGGCGGUGGCGAGCGUGAUACGGUCCAAGGUGGAUUUCCACGCGGUGCAGAUGAUCAGCUAUGGGGGCAUUACGCUGGUGCUGUUUCUGGCGUGGCUGGGCUUUACCAACAAGACGCUGAGGUUCCUCUCGAGGGACCAGUCGCCGCUCUACUGACCG
Vitrella brassicaformis is the source of this 1075-nucleotide messenger RNA. NCBI's taxonomy places the organism in Eukaryota, Vitrellaceae. The record is from the annotation of a GenBank genome assembly.